Hyaloscypha bicolor E is the source of this 1103-nucleotide messenger RNA. RefSeq lists its product as uncharacterized. The transcript is spliced from 3 exons. The record is from RefSeq and is a predicted model, not a curated record. Lineage: Eukaryota; Fungi; Ascomycota; Leotiomycetes; Helotiales; Hyaloscyphaceae. The coding region runs from base 153 to 917 and encodes 254 amino acids.
GGGCGUGAAGCACCGCCAAUGAAAAUCUAAGAACGGAAGUUCACUCAACCAUCUCGUCGCUUACUGUAGAAACGUCUCCUCGCUCGAAAAUUCACACAUUUUGCAUCGAUAAUAUCCCGCAUCAUUCUACAGAGUUUCAUUGAGCGGCGAUCAUGGGCGAGCACCUCUUCCCAGGGACUUGUCUCUCAACUGUACCCCAUGGCCUAUGGAUUGGUUACGAUGGGCGAAUGUCCGUCGGCGGAAAUGUCCGUGACAUUCUUCUUCACUAUUUUGGAUGCCUCCGAGGGGAUGGAAAGCUAGAUGCGAAUAGACUCUUACUGCAAGAAAGAGAAUUGUCCGAGUCUGAAGAAAAAAACCUUCGUAGAUAUUAUCAGCGACAGAAAUUUUUCGAUUCUCUGCCCGAGCACGAGAAACACCGCAUUAUGGAUGAAAGACAGCGCAUUGACGACUUGAGGAAGUUGCUUGAGCUCGACGACGAGACGAGAGGCCUUGUGUUAAGAUUUGAGAAGAGUCUGCAAGAAUGGCGUCCUGGACCGGCAAGGGUGUCAAGAGAGAGCCUCCCAGAAGGCGAUGUUUUGCACAAGGAAAAUGCGUUCGGUUUGAGUGCACACAUGAUGCUCUUUAAGGAUAGAAGAGAGGCCGGAGUUGGUGGUUACACGGGAGUGGCAGAUCAGGCAUUUCCAGAAAACUUCCCCAAUCAGAAGAUACCCCUCAAGGAUCUGCUGUACAACAGGGACGGGAACUCAAAUCCCCUUACGAGACCCUGUUCGGAUGGGAUGAUCCGGUAUUUCCAUCUCCCGGAAAAUAACAUGGAAUGGAUAGAGGUAAAUCGUGAACGGCCAACAUCAUUAGUUCUAAGUUUAGUGUUUUCAGGAAGCAAUUGCGCGUUAUUAUGCAGAGGAACGACCCUACUAUGAUGACCUAUAUCGACAGCCUGAGAACCCCACAAAGUCUUACAUGAUUCUUCAACCUGCUCUCUGGAGAGGCCAGCAGCAGGGUGGUAGGGGUGAUGCUGUAUAUGCAAGGCAAAUGAGACCUCGGUGUGAGAGGAUGUCUACAAACCCUCGACACCUUGAGGAGUCUCCAAAUAAUCUGGCACUGUU